AUGAAGCACAAUCAAUACAAAUACCCAACUAUACCCAUGUCUUUAACAUCCGAUCUGGUGGUACGGGAGGUGGUGUAUCAAUCUUUAUACAUAAAAAUUUUACCUUUGACCUCUAAAUAUAGGAUUGGCUACUUCUGGCACAUAACCGACUUUCACUACGACCCGCUAUACACAGCACAGGGCGAUACUAGAAGAUAUUGUCGAAGAGCAGACGAGCGUGGGAGCUCAGGUCACCAUCGAGCACUCGGUCGCCUAGGGGACUACUCCUGUGAUAGCUCUUUAGAACUUAUACAGUCUGCACUUAAAUAUAUGAGAACAAGACAUUCUGAAAAUGUUGAAUUUGUUCUAUGGACAGGAGACAUUGUCGCAGCACAUUAUUCCAGUAAUGAAGACGAUAGGUACCAGGCAAUCAGAAACGUGACGGAGCUUCUUCGUACUACAUUUAGUUCCCACUUCGUAUUUCCUGUUCUGGGUCACACGGAUCCAGCACCCUCUGAGACUUUAACUAAUCUUUGGAGUCAUUGGCUACCAAUGGAAGCGUUACAAACAUUAAAAAACGGUGGUUACUACACAAUAGAGCAGUCACACAGCCAACUAAGAAUCGUAGCCCUAAACACGAACCUUUUCGGCGUCAGUGAAGCAAAUAGCCCGCAGGCGAAACGGCAGUGGGAAUGGCUGAAUCAAACAUUGGAAAAAGCAACAACCAACAAGGAAAUGGUCUACAUAGUGGGACACGCAGCGCCGGGAUCGGAUUCCAGAUACAACGCUUACUCGUUCGACGCCAACUCUAAAUACCUUCGAUUAGUACGACGACACGCGCAGAUUAUCGCCGGCCAGUUCUUUGGGCACCUGCACGUCGACACCUUUCGAGUUAUAUACGAUAAAGAUCAACCUGUCUCGUGGGCAUUCCUCGCACCAUCCCUAAGUCCCCACCACGACCCGGCGGGAGCUUCCAAUCCAGGUCUCAGGCUUUAUAAAUUCGACUCGGACACUGGUAAGGUAUUGGACUAUACACAAUUUUAUUUGGAUUUGGCGGUGGCGAAUCGGGCCGGCGUGGGUGCGGGAGCGGGAGCGGGAGCGGAGUGGGUCACGGAAUACAACCUGACUCAGUACUACGUGCUGAGAGAUGUUUCUGCGGAAUCGCUUCAUCAUCUGGCUGACAAGCUGAGAAUAGGCACGACUCAAGAAAUGACGAUGUUUCACAAGUAUUUGCGUGCAUACAACGUCAGACAUGAUAGUGCUGACAAUUGUGACGGCGCAUGCGCACAUCAACACUUUUGUGCCAUUACUUGCUUAGAACAUAUCGCGUAUCGUCAGUGCGUGGAAGCGGCCGCUAGCGCUCUUGCUGCGUCCGGGAGAUCCGCUGCGCUCACCGCUCCGCUUGUUAACAUGAUACUAAUCCUAAUUAUAUGUAUCGUUGUGCUUUAA
This is a messenger RNA of Melitaea cinxia (Glanville fritillary), 1428 nucleotides long. Its product is annotated as acid sphingomyelinase-like phosphodiesterase 3a. Gene Ontology annotation, molecular function: hydrolase activity. The transcript has 10 exons. NCBI's taxonomy places the organism in Eukaryota, Metazoa, Arthropoda, Insecta, Lepidoptera, Nymphalidae. The record is from RefSeq and is a predicted model, not a curated record. The coding region runs from base 1 to 1428 and encodes 475 amino acids.